This is a messenger RNA of Musa acuminata AAA Group (dessert banana), 1920 nucleotides long. Its product is annotated as cation/calcium exchanger 1-like. The record is from RefSeq and is a predicted model, not a curated record. Gene Ontology annotation, cellular component: membrane. Gene Ontology annotation, molecular function: monoatomic cation transmembrane transporter activity. Bases 117 to 1796 code for a protein of 559 amino acids. NCBI's taxonomy places the organism in Eukaryota, Viridiplantae, Streptophyta, Magnoliopsida, Zingiberales, Musaceae. Gene Ontology annotation, biological process: transmembrane transport; monoatomic cation transport. The transcript has a single exon.
UGGAGGUAAACAAAGAAGAUCCUUUCUUCCUCUUAGCUCCUCCAAUGAUCUUUCGACUCACCUGAGGAUAUAAAAGCCUUUCUCCUCAUCUUUUGGAAACAAGGAAGCGUGCCCUGAUGGCAUUUGUGCUCUCAGAUAACUUGAAGGCCUUCGUCAACACUUCCUUCCUCCUCCUCUUGUGCUUCUUCUUGACAUCCCAUAUCCGUUCUCCGACCACCUCCUUCCAUGUCACGAGCACUCAGACCGCCAAGCCACCUGGCUGCGCCGGGCUUCACAAGCUAAAAGACCAUCAUUCCAAGUGCCUCUACAUCAAGAGCCAUCACCCCUGCUUGUCUCAGGGCUAUGUCAACUAUCUCCAGCUUUACUACUGCCUUUGCGGCAGUCACCCUCCGUUUGGGUAUGUGCUGCUGGCUCUGUGGCUUCUGAUUCUGUUCUACUUGCUGGGCAACACGGCCUCGCAGUACUUCUGCUCCUCGGUGGAGAACCUGUCGAGGGUGCUUAACCUGUCUCCGGCCAUUGCCGGCGUGACGCUCUUGUCGCUGGGGAACGGCUCGCCUGAUGUGCUUGCCAGCAUUGUCUCGUUCCGCUCGGGCUCCGGCGAGGUGGGGCUCAGCAGUGUCCUGGGUGGCGCCUUCUUCGUGUCAUGCGUCGUCGUCGGCAUCAUCAACCUCUCCGCAGGCUCGUCCCCCCGCGCGGCGGCGGUGCGCAUCGAUCGCUCGAGCUUCAUCCGCGACGUGUGCUUCUUCGUCGUCGUGCUGUCGUCUCUCUUCGCCAUCCUGCUUGUUGGCAGGAUCAACAUCUGGGGUGCAAUGGCCUUCACGUCCCUGUACUUCGUCUAUGUCUCCAUCGUGUCAGUGACGCACUUCUGCGGCGAGAAGUACGAAGACCUCGCCAUGCCCAUCCUGGAGAAGGAGGAGCUCAACGAUCCGGUGACCUCGGCGAAGGAGGCGUGGCCCGAGGGAGAAGAAGAGGAGCCACAGGACUCGGCAAGCUCCCUGAUGCUCAACUCCACGGCGUCGCAAUACCUGAAGUGCUUCCUCUACCUCAUGGACAUGCCUCUCUACCUUCCAAGGAGGCUAACCAUACCAGAUGUAUCAGAGGAGAGGUGGUCGAGGACGUACGCAGUGACUUCAGCCACACUGGCGCCCAUCUUUGUGGCAGCACUGUGGAACUCCAAGAGAGGCUCGAAAGAGAGCUUCACCAUCUAUCUCUAUGGAGGCCUGGUGGGCAUAGUUCUGGGGCUCAUUGCACUGCACACCACCAUGAAGGAGAGCCCUCCAAAGAAGUUCUUGUUCCCUUGGUUGGCAGGGGGGUUCUUGAUGAGUGUUCUCUGGACUUACAUCAUUGCCGAGGAGCUGGUAGGACUGUUGGUGUCCUUGGGUUUCAUCUUCGGAGUGAGUCCUGCAAUCUUGGGGCUGACGGUGCUGGCAUGGGGGAACUCCAUCGGAGACCUGAUAGCCAAUGUGGCAAUGGCCACGAGCGGGGGUCAGGACGGGGCCCAGAUUGCGAUGUCAGGGUGCUACGCGGGGCCCAUCUUCAACACAUUGGCAGGCCUAGGGCUAUCCCUGGUGGUGUCAGCUUGGGCGGUGCACCCAGAUUCGUUUGUGAUCCCAGUGGGCAGUGCGCUGUUCGAGAUCCUGGGGUUCAUGAUUGGGGGCUUGCUGUGGGCUCUGGUGAUGCUGCCGAGGAAGGGGAUGAAGCUGGAUAAGGUGGUGGGAGUUGGCCUCUUGGUCAUCUAUUUCUGUUUUUUGUCUCUCAGGCUCUCCCAAAGCCUUGUGCUGGUGCAAGUAGUUUAAGCAGGCGAUCGGCUUUCCGGGUGUUCUUCUAUGUACUUGACUCGAUGUAGGAGAUGUUAGACUUUUGGUUUUGAUCACCUGAACAGUUUAUACUCUCUCUCUCUCUCUCUCUCUCUCUCUCUCU